AUGGGAGAGGCAGUUUUUGUUCUUGGGAUUCAGAUCACAAGGGAUCGAAGCAAAGGGCUACUUGGUUUACCACAAAAAGCAUAUAUUGAAAAAGUACUUAAAAGGUUCAAUAUGAAAAACUCAAAUGGUUAUGAUGUUCCAAUGACAAAGGAAGAGAAGCUCAGGAUAUGUUCUGCCUCCAAAGCACUCCUGAAUUAUGAAGAGCCUGUCCACGUUCCUGCUGUUGGCUAUGGUGCAGGCCAUGGCACUGGUGUCGGUGGUGGAUCAGGGUAUGGAGGUGCCAGUUAUGGAGGUUAUGGUGGCAGUGGAGGUGCAGGAAGUGGUGGUAGGUAUGGAGUUGUAGGAGAGCAUGGUGUUGCUGGAGAAGACGGUGGUGUUGCCAAUGGAGGUGCUAGUGGACAUAUUAGUAGCGGUGGUGAUGAAGGUGGAGGCGUUGGUGGUGGUAGUGCGUAUGGUGCUGGGGGUGCUGAAGGAUAUGGUAGUGGGGGUGGUGAAAGAGUUGGGGCUAGCUAUGGUGGCAGUGGAGAACAUGGAGAUACUGGUGGUGGUGGUGGAGGAAGUGGUGGUGGCGGAGGGUCUGGAUAUGCUGGAGAGCAUGGGAGUGGUUAUUGA
Molecule: messenger RNA, 612 nt
Organism: Malus domestica (apple)
Lineage: Eukaryota; Viridiplantae; Streptophyta; Magnoliopsida; Rosales; Rosaceae
Source: RefSeq, a predicted model, not a curated record